AUGGCUUUACUAUCAUUAUCGUCGGGUGCUUACUCCUGUCAAGCCGCCGGGACGCCGAACCUGGCAAAAUCCUCACUCUUGUGCCGGAUCAACGGCGCACUGAAAGCCACCAUAUCUCUCCCUAAUGAUGCAGUGCAGUCCUGCUCUGCGACGACCAUCUCUCCGCCGGACUCGAUAGCAUCACCCUCCACGGCGGCCUGCUCUUCUGGCACGAUUCCCACUUCACGCAAAGACAGACAUCUCCACUCCACCGCACCUCCUUGCUGGCUCUUCCGCCUCGCCGAGGUCGCGCGUCACGUCUCGGGGGCCAUCCGCAUGCCCUCACUACCACCGUUCACCAUGUCAAGAUCGUCGGCAACUGCGAUCCCGGGGACGCCGAGAGUGAUCUCCCCUUCGCCGACGCCUUCUGAGACCCGCGAUGCGUCGCAAGAUGGAUACUUUGGGCCCGUAACGAGAUCUGCGCGGAGGAAGAAGGCGGCAGCGGCUUCUGCGAUACACAUCGACGAGGGGAUCGAUGAGGAUGACAAGGAUCAGGAUCUCGAGCCGAGGAGGGCCAGGACCAAGAGUCGAAGUCCCAUGAGAACGCGGACCAUCUCAGGCCUCACCUCUGCGAAAUCAGCCGCGAAUGCGAAGCUCCCUACGUUGGUAGAAACCGGGAAAGAGAAUGAGAACGGGCACGCGGCUACCCUUGCGCCUGCCGCCAACGGGCACCUCUCGCCCAUCGCGGCGCAGGGUCCGGGUUGGAGCUGGAGGGAUCUCAGUCGGAGCCCGAGUCCGCUGGGCUUGAUCCCCAUCCACCGACAAUGGCGCUCAUUUGUGCACCGACACGAGGUCCCGCGAAAGGUGCUGCACGUAUCAAUCGGAUUCUUCACUCUCUGGUUCUACGUCUCGGGUCUUCAGACUAACGCUAUCACACCUUAUCUCAUGUCGGCCCUGAUUCCCAUCGCUGCGACAGACUAUCUACGACACACCUACCCGUCCCUCAACCGCUUCUAUGUCCGACUUCUCGGCGCUCUGAUGCGCGAAACCGAGUAUGCGGGAUGGAACGGGGUCAUCUGGUAUCUGCUCGGUGCCUGGAUCGUUCUCUUCUUCUUUCCCAAGGACGUCGGGGUGAUGGGAAUCCUCCUCCUCAGCUGGUGUGAUACCGCCGCGAGUACCAUCGGACGGGCGUACGGCCAUUACACGCCGCGCAUCAGGCGCGGCAAGUCGUUGGCCGGGUCGCUGGCUGCGUUUGCGGUGGGCGUGAUCACUGCGGCCUCGUUCUGGGGGUGGUUGGCCCCGCGAACCGGACCCUUUGUUGACGAUGUCAACUGGCCGUUUAUGUUUCAGGGGACGUUGUCCCUGGGCCGUUUUGGCUUGAGCCAAGCGAGCAUUUCCGGGGGAUGGGCAUUGGGGGUUAUGAGUCUCUGGACCGGAUUUAUCGCGUCGGCGAGCGAGAUGGUGGAUAUCUUUGGAUGGGACGACAACCUGACGAUACCGGUGCUCAGCGGGAUUGGGAUGUGGGGGUUCCUGAAGAUCUUUGGCUAG
Messenger RNA from Drepanopeziza brunnea f. sp. 'multigermtubi' MB_m1, 1527 nucleotides. The record is from RefSeq and is a predicted model, not a curated record. Lineage: Eukaryota; Fungi; Ascomycota; Leotiomycetes; Helotiales; Drepanopezizaceae.